UCUGUGGAUGUUGCUGAUUUCCUUUAAUUUGUAACUACCAUCCUCUUGCGCGUGCAGAGGUGCAUACCCUCGACCUCUCCCAAGCCGGUCAACGCCGGCAGCAUCAGCUCUAUUCCCCCACGGUGCACCACUCGGCCGCCCCCGUCGACGACGUCCGCCCAGCCCCAGCAGCAAGAUGCCGGCAUAUGCCUCGAGCAACUCGCCGGCGGCACCACCACCUACCUGGGCAUGGCCGCGCACCCGGACGGCUCCGGCAUGGCCUUCCUCUACACCCAGGACGGCAAGGUCUCGCUUGCGUCGCUGCCCGCACGGGGGUCCGGAGCGGCGUUGCAGCUCGACGGUGGCGACGGGGCCAUCCUCGACCUCGCCGUCGGGGAUCGGGUGCUCAUCAGGCUGACGGGGCUUGCGCUCCACCCGGAGUUCGCGGCCAACGGACGCUUGUUUGUGGCCUACACCUGCGAUAGCGACAACUCGCCGGCGUGCGGCGGCGCUGGAACAUCAUCAUCUUCGUCUCCUCCUCCUCCUGCUGCUGGAAAUGGAUUAAGGUACCAGCUCAUUGUCGAAGAGUUCACCACCAAGGGCGGCGUUGACAAUGGCAUGAUUACCGAAGCGAGGAGGAUUUUUGCCAUGGGUUUGCCGCCGCAGCUGGUGGACGCGCCCAACCAGCAGCGUGGCGGCCAGAUCUUCUUCCCUCCUAGCGACGAUGAUGGGCAUCUCUACCUCGCUACGGGGCACGGUGGUGGACUAGGAGGCGAAGCGAGCUCCCCGUUUCUUGGCAAAAUCGUCAGGCUCGACGUCGACAGCAUGCCUGGCAACAACGAGCCCCAGAUCUUUGCCGCUGGACUCAGCAACCCGAGGGGCUGCAGCUUCGAUUCCAUGAGGCCUUCCGACUUGUACUGCGCCGGAGUGGAUGAGCAACAGAACGAGCAGGUCUACCUGAUCUCCAACUACAGCGCCUCUCCGGUCACGGCCGCCAUCUCCGUCGUCGUCGACCACGGCCGUCCAACAGCCGGCCAGGCGCCAUCCAUCAUAGGUGGUUUCGUCAAACGAGGUCCCGCUGACCCCUUCUUGAAUGAAAGGUACGUGUACGUAUAUAAUUCUUCCAUGUGGGCCACAGCGGAAACUCCAUCGAGCAAAGCUGGCGGGCUCCACGCAUACCCCUCUGCCCGGAUCCCCAACGUCCGGUGCUCCGAGAGCAGCCCCGUGCCUUGCGGCGGCGAGGCCAUCGCCGGUAGCAUCGUCUUCUUGGGCCAGGACAGCAACAUGGACGCCUACAUCAUCACCACUGGCGGCAUCUACCGAGUCAUUCCGCCAGGCCUCUGCGCCGGUGGCGCUCCUCCUCCCGCGCCGCCGCAGCAGAUGCCACCAUGGCUUACGUGGCUCAUCUCCAUUCUUGGACUCGUUUCAAUGGUAGCGAUCCCAUCCAUCUCCUCGUGCCUGUGCGGCGGCGCAGGAGCAGGAGCAGGACGGCCUACACCAAACUGGUCCUUCAGCUUGAGCUGCUGCUCCAGUGGCACCACAAAUUAACGACAAUACGACACAAUAAUACUAUAUAUACGCCUACUGGUGGUCAAGAAAUAAGGGUGGUCUACGGCUUGAGUUACUCG
This is a messenger RNA of Panicum virgatum (switchgrass), 1607 nucleotides long. Its product is annotated as HIPL2 protein-like. The record is from RefSeq and is a predicted model, not a curated record. Bases 229 to 1527 code for a protein of 432 amino acids. NCBI's taxonomy places the organism in Eukaryota, Viridiplantae, Streptophyta, Magnoliopsida, Poales, Poaceae. The transcript is spliced from 4 exons.